Molecule: messenger RNA, 888 nt
Organism: Candidozyma pseudohaemuli
Lineage: Eukaryota; Fungi; Ascomycota; Pichiomycetes; Serinales; Metschnikowiaceae
Exons: 1
Coding region: 1-888 (295 amino acids)
Source: RefSeq, a predicted model, not a curated record
AUGGAAGACAGAGAAAAAGAAUUCCCCAAUUCAGAGCAUGAAUUGCACUCCCACAAGCCAGAGGUCGAUCCAGAUGUCGAUCUCAAGACACUCACAAAGAUACUAGUUCUAUCGCUAUUCGUGUUCCAGGCCAUGUUUCUCCUGGUUCCAAUAUAUCUCCUGGAGUUGGAAAAGAAUCCUGACAUUGCACCCCUCGUUAUUGCUGUGCUGUUUUCACUUUUUGACUGUGCUUCCCAGUGCGGCUAUUACCUUGGAUUCAGGCCCACCAUAGUCAUUGGAUUUAGCUCUAUGUCAUUGUGGUCAAUAUUGGCCUGGGUUUGCGAGCUAUUCGACCUGACCUUUUUGCGCAAGUGGGCCAUAGUCACAGUCUGGAUGUGGCUGUUCGUUUGCAUGGGCGCUUUCCACAUGUUGUUCUACUAUUUCAAGAAGUUGAGGGUGAUGAGGUUGAUAGGCAUCUGCCUCUUGGGCGCCAUAUUCUCCGUUUUCUCCAACUUUUACAUUCGCACAACUAGCAGCUACAAUGUCAUAUUGGCUGCGUACUUUGUCUACUGCCUUCUGAUGGCGGGUUUGUUCUACUGGAAAGCUCCUAAUACACCUCGUUUAUAUGGAGAAGUCAGCUUUAAGACUAUGCGGCCACGGAUCGCCGGUUUUGGUCUUAUAGUUCUCCUUAACUUCAUUAUGCUCAAUAUUCUUGCCGUCACGGGCUUCAAUGGUGUGUUUGUCAUGGCCUUUGCGGUUUAUCUAGGUUUGAGCCUUUAUCCAUAUUCAGGCUUGAUUCAUUAUGGACAUCCAAACUUUUUCAGGUCUGACCUCAGGGAAAGAGGACGCAGAAAUUACAGAGAAAUCCAUGAGACGUUUUUCCCGUUCCUCGCCUCCAGUGAAGCGUAG